This is a messenger RNA of Ruditapes philippinarum (Manila clam), 1153 nucleotides long. Its product is annotated as hydroxysteroid dehydrogenase-like protein 2. The record is from RefSeq and is a predicted model, not a curated record. Gene Ontology annotation, cellular component: mitochondrion. NCBI's taxonomy places the organism in Eukaryota, Metazoa, Mollusca, Bivalvia, Venerida, Veneridae.
AUUUUCUUUUUCUUUUCUUUGUUUUGAUAAUUGAGGGGAUGAAGGUAAAUAAUUUAUUCAAUUCUUGGUGGUUCAUUUUUCAUUCAAAAUUGAUACCUGAAGUCACAAAGUCCAGCGACAACCGACAACGGAGACUGACAGAAAAUGGCAGCAAACACCGGAAAGCUAGCAGGUAAAACCUUAUUCAUCACUGGAGCAAGUAGAGGAAUAGGGAAAAGUAUAGCCUUAAAGGCAGCAAAAGAUGGAGCUAAUAUUGUUAUAGCGGCUAAAACUGCAACACCUCACCCUAAACUACCUGGUACCAUAUAUACAGCAGCACAAGAGGUUGAAGCUUUAGGUGGAAAGUGCCUGCCAUGUAUAGUUGAUAUCCGUGAAGAAAAAGAGGUAGAGAAAGCUGUAGAAGAAACUGUUGCCAAGUUUGGAGGUAUAGACAUACUAGUGAACAAUGCUAGUGCAAUCAGUCUUACAGGAACUAUGGCUACACCAAUGAAAAAAUAUGACCUCAUGAUGGGUGUGAAUGGGAGAGGCACAUACUUAUGUUCAAGAGCAUGUCUACCAUAUUUGAAGAAAAGUUCUCAUGGUCAUAUACUGAACAUAAGUCCACCAUUAAACAUGGAUAAAAAAUGGUUUAGAGGACAUGUAGCUUAUACAAUGGCCAAAUAUGGUAUGUCUAUGUGUGUACUUGGAAUGUCAGAGGAAUUGAAGGAUGAUGGUAUAGCUGUAAAUGCACUCUGGCCUAGAACAGCUAUAUAUACAGCAGCAAUGGAGAUGAUUGGGGGAGGGUCAGAGGUCGCUGAUCAGUGUCGUAAGCCAGAAAUCAUGUCUGAUGCUGCAUAUGUGAUGCUGACAAAAGAUACGAGCUAUACGGGCAACUUUGCUAUUGAUGAUGAGGUCCUCAUUAAAGCUGGUAUAACUGACAUGGACCAAUAUGCCUGGAGUCCUGGUAAACCACUGUUGCCUGACUUUUUCCUGGAGGAAGACCCUGAGUAUUUGCGACAAAAGAUAGUAGAGCAGGGUGGAAAGCCAGCAUUUGGUGGUGAAAACAAGGCGGCACAAGGUGGUGCUACUGUACAAGUGUUCAAACAGUUGGAAAAUUUGAUGAACGAAGACUUGGUGAAAAGUGUAGGCGGUGUGUUCAAGUUUGAUUUGAAAG